Molecule: messenger RNA, 1830 nt
Organism: Penicillium cinerascens
Lineage: Eukaryota; Fungi; Ascomycota; Eurotiomycetes; Eurotiales; Aspergillaceae
Product: purple acid phosphatase family protein
Exons: 4
Coding region: 1-1830 (609 amino acids)
Molecular function (GO): acid phosphatase activity; metal ion binding
Source: RefSeq, a predicted model, not a curated record
AUGAAGGCCACUACCGCUGCUGUGCUGCUGUCGCUCUCUGCCGUCGUUAAUGGCCGUCCGGCGGUCGAUACCCGCUUCCCCUACACAGGGCCUGCAGUGCCCGUAGGUGACUGGGUUGAUCCGACGAUCAAUGGCAACGGCAAGGGCUUUCCUCGUCUGGUCGAGCCGCCUGCGGUCAAGCCGUCGUCUUCUCACCCGACCAACAACGUGAACGUUAUCUCGUUGUCUUAUCUCCCGGACGGCAUCCACGUUCACUAUCAGACUCCCUUCGGUCUGGGCCGUGUUCCAUCCGUCAAGUGGGGAACCAAUCCCCACUCCCUGGACCGUGUUGCAAAGGGCUACACCCACACCUAUGACCGCACCCCGUCGUGCUCAGAGAUCAAGGCCAUCACGCAAUGCAGUCAAUUCUUCCACGAGGUCUCUCUGGACAAUCUGGAGCCCUCCACGACCUAUUACUACCAGAUCCCGCCCUCCAAUGGCACCACCCAGUCCGACGUGCUGAGCUUCACGACUGCCCAGAAGGCAGGCGACCCCAAGGAAUUCACCGUGGCCGUGCUGAACGAUAUGGGAUACACCAACGCCCAGGGCACUUACAAGUACCUGAACAUGGUCGCCGAUGAGGGAGCCGCCUUCGCGUGGCACGGCGGUGAUAUCAGUUACGCCGAUGACUGGUAUUCCGGUAUCCUGCCAUGUGCCGAUGACUGGCCCGUCUGCUACAACGGCACCAGCAGCGAGCUUCCCGGUGGUGUGAUUACCGAAGCUUACAAGACGCCGCUGCCCAAGGGCGAGGUCCCGGACCAGGGUGGUCCUCUGGGCGGUGAUAUGAGCGUGCUGUAUGAGUCUAACUGGGACCUCUGGCAGCAGUGGAUGGGUCAGAUCACCAAGAAACUUCCUUACAUGGUUUUACCUGGUAACCACGAAGCCGCCUGUGCCGAGUUCGACGGCCCCGGCAACGUCCUGACGGCAUAUCUCAAUGAUGAUAUUUCCAAUGGUACUGCCGCCAAAGACGGCCUCACCUACUACAGCUGCCCGCCUUCUCAGAGGAACUUCACUGCUUUCCAGCAUCGUUUCCGCAUGCCCGGCGAGGAAACCGGUGGCGUGGGCAACUUCUGGUACUCCUUCGAUUACGGCCUCGCUCACUUCGUCUCCAUGGACACCGAGACUGAUUUCGCCGACAGCCCUGAGUGGUCCUUUGCCGAGGACGUCACUGGUGACGAGACCCUGCCCGAGGAGUCGCAGACGUUCAUUACCGACAGCGGUCCCUUCGGUGCUGUCGACGGCAGUGUGACGGAUACCAAGUCCUAUGAGCAGUACAAGUGGCUGAAGAAAGACCUUGCUAGUGUGGACCGCACCAAGACUCCCUGGCUGAUUGUCAUGUCCCACCGACCCAUGUAUAGCUCGGCAUACUCUUCCUACCAGAAGCACGUCCGUGAUGCCUUCGAGGCUCUUUUCCUCGAGUACGGCGUCGACGCCUAUCUCUCUGGCCACAUCCACUGGUACGAGCGCCUGUACCCCCUCGGCCCCGACGGCACUAUUGACACCGCCUCCGUGCUAAACCAAAACACCUACCGUACCAACGCCGGCAAUUCCAUGACCCACAUUAUCAACGGCAUGGCGGGCAACAUCGAAAGCCACAGCGAAUUCAGCUCAGGCCAGGGGUUGACCAACAUCACUGCUCUUCUGAACACCAAGGAUUAUGGAUUCAGCAAGAUGACGGUUGUGAACUCGACUGCUCUGAAGUGGGAGUACAUCCGUGGUGGUGAUGGAUCGCUUGGCGAUUCGCUUUGGCUGGUUAAGCCUGAAAACGGGCGUGGAUACUGUGGUGCUUAA